GGUGGCGACUUCCUGCAAAUCUCUUAGGUCAGGAGCCAGAUUCACUGGCUUUGGCCCGAGAUCGUGAGUAUCUGGAGAGCGAUCUGAUUUCUGCCCUGGCGCUGGGAAGGUCGGGCCGUUCCCGGGCCCCGGCUCGGGCUGCCUGGGUACUAGCCCGGGAACGCCUCUCCCGUUCCCCGCCCGCGAAGUUUGCCGUGCGCCGGGCGUCCUCAAAGACUACGCCUGCUGGCCCCAGGCUGGGCGCUGUCAGUUCCUGAUCAGGCGGGUGCCCGCCCGGGCUGGUGCAGUUUCCAGAGCCGAAAAGCCACCCCCACGCCCGAGCUCCGCGCGUGGAACUAGGGGCGCGGCUCCGGCGCCGCCCACACCCAGGGCUGCUCUGGCCCCUCGAGUUGCAGGCUCCACGAGAUACGCACGGAGAGUGGCGGCCGCCCGCACGGCUGUGCCACCGAGUCCCUUGGCGGGUGGCCCAGUCGGGAAGACCCUGCGCCCCGGGAUGGCGGCGGCCGCGCGGGCUCCAGACUGGACAUCGCUGCCAGUCCUGCGGUCGCCACGGUCGCUGCUUGUGCUUGUGCUGGUGCUGCGGGUGCCAUCAGCCUGGAGUGCGACAGCUCGGGACCCCGCCGAGGAGCUCAGCCUGCAUCCGCCCUACUUCAACCUGGCCGAGGCGGCGAAGAUUUGGGCCACUGCUACCUGCGGGGAACGGGGACCCGGCGGAGGGCAGCCCCGGCCAGAGCUCUACUGCAAGUUGGUUGGGGGCCCCAACGUCCCGGGCAGAGGCCACACCAUCCAGGGUCAGUUUUGUGACUAUUGUAAUUCUGAAGAUUCUAGAAGAGCACAUCCAGCCACCAAUGCAAUUGAUGGAUCCGAACGUUGGUGGCAAAGCCCUCCUCUGUCCUCAGGCACACAGUACAACAAAGUCAACCUCACCCUGGAUCUGGGUCAGCUCUUCCAUGUGGCCUAUAUUUUAAUCAAAUUUGCAAAUUCUCCUCGCCCUGAUCUUUGGGUCUUGGAAAGGUCUGUAGACUUUGGAAACACCUACUCACCAUGGCAGUAUUUUGCUCAUUCUAAAAGAGACUGUUUGGAACAAUUUGGGCAGCAGGCAAAUAAAGCUAUCACCCGGGAUGAUGACGUACUCUGUAUUACUGAAUUUUCCCGCAUUGUACCUUUGGAAAAUGGUGAGGUGGUGGUGUCCUUGAUAAAUGGUCGUCCAGGUGCAAAAAAUUUUACUUUCUCCCACACCCUCCGGGAGUUCACUAAGGCAACAAACAUCCGCUUGCGCUUUCUUCGAACCAACACCCUGCUUGGACAUCUCAUCUCCAAAGCACAGCGGGAUCCAACUGUCACUCGGAGGUAUUAUUACAGCAUAAAGGAUAUCAGCAUCGGUGGGCGGUGUGUUUGCAAUGGCCACGCUGAAGUGUGCAAUGCAGAUAAUCCUGAAAAACGGUUCCGGUGUGAAUGCCAGCACCACACCUGUGGGGAGACCUGCAGUCACUGCUGUGUGGGCUACAAUCAGAGGCGCUGGCAGCCGGCACUGUGGGAGCAGAACAAUGAGUGUGAAGCCUGCAACUGUCACGGCCAUGCCAUCGACUGUUACUAUGACCCAGAUGUUGAGCAGCAGCAAGCAAGCUUGAAUACCCAAGGCAUCUAUGCAGGUGGCGGGGUCUGCAUCGACUGCCAGCACAACACAGCUGGGGUGAACUGUGAAAAGUGUGCCAAGGGUUAUUACCGUCCUUAUGGGGUUCCAAUCGAUGCCCCCCAUGGCUGCAUCCCUUGCAGCUGCAACCCUGAGCAUGCAGAUGACUGUGAGCAGGGCUCAGGCCACUGUCAUUGCAAACCAAAUUUCCAUGGAGACUACUGUGAGAAGUGUGCCGCUGGUUACUAUAACUUCCCAUUUUGCUUGAGAAUCCCUGCUUCUCCUGUUUCUACUCCAAGUCUAGAAGAUCCAGAAGCUGGAAAUAUAGAAGGGUGUGACUGUAACUUGGAAGGUGUUCUCCCUGAAAUUUGCGAUGACCUUGGAAGGUGUCUGUGCCGUCCUGGGGUCGAGGGCCCGGGGUGUGACACCUGCCGCUCUGGUUCCUACUCGUUCCCUAUUUGCCAAGCCUGCCAGUGCUCAGCCCUUGGAUCCUACCCAACGCCUUGCCACCCGGUGACUGGACAGUGUGAAUGCUUGCCAGGGAUAACAGGACAGCGGUGUGACAGAUGUCUCUCAGGAGCCUAUGACUUCCCCUACUGUCAAGGUUCCAGUGGUGCUUGUGACCCAGCUGGUACCAUCGACUCCAGCUUGGGGUAUUGCCAAUGCAAGCUUCAUGUGGAAAGUCCUACUUGUAGUAUCUGCAAACCAUUAUAUUGGAAUCUGGCCAGAGAAAAUCCCAGUGGAUGUUCAGAGUGCCAGUGCCAUGAGGCAGGAACAGUGAGUGGAGUUGGAGAGUGUGGGCAGGGAGACGGUGACUGUCACUGCAAGGUCCAUGUGAGCGGUGAUGCCUGUGAUACCUGUGAAGACGGAUAUUUCGCUCUGGAAAAGAGAAACUACUUUGGGUGUCAAGGGUGUCAGUGUGACAUUGGCGGGGCACUCACAUCUGUGUGCAGCGGGCACUCUGGAGCAUGCCAAUGCCGAGAGCAUGUGGUGGGGAAGGCGUGCCAGAGGCCUGAAAAUAACUACUAUUUCCCAAAUUUGCAUCAUAUGAAGUAUGAGAUUGAGGAUGGCACUGUACCUAAUGGAAGAGACCUUCGGUUUGGAUUUGAUCCCCUGGCAUUUCCUGGGUUUAGCUGGAGAGGAUAUGCCCAGAUGACCUCAGUACAGAAUGAAGUAAGGGUGAUGUUGGAUAUGGGGAAGCCAAAUCUCUCCUUGUUUCACAUUAUUCUGAGAUAUGUAAACCCUGGAACUGAAGCCAUUUCUGGCCAUAUAACCAUUUAUCCAUCUUGGGUGAAGUCAGGUGCUGCUCAAAGCAAAGAGAUCACCUUCCUGCCGAGCAAGGAGCCAGCUUUUGUCACCAUCCCUGGAAAAGGCAUUGCAGACCAGUUCUCAUUGACACCGGGGACAUGGAUUGCUUGUAUCAAGGCAGAAGGAGUCCUCUUGGAUUACCUGGUGCUGCUCCCCAGAGACUACUUUGAAGCUUCGGUGUUGCAGCUGCCUGUCACAGAACCAUGUGCCCACACAGGACCUCCCCAGGAAAAUUGCUUGCUUUACCAGCAUUUGCCAGUGACCAGGUUCCCCUGCACCCUGGCUUGCGAGGCCAGGCACUUCCUGCUCGAUGGCCAGUCGAGACCCUUGGCAGUGAGACAGCCCACCGCAGCACAUCCAGUCAUGGUGGACCUCAGCGGGAGAGAGGUGGAACUGCAUCUGCAGCUGCGUGUCCCACAGGUCGGCCAGUAUGUGGUCAUGGUUGAAUAUGUCACAGAAGCAGACCAGCUGUUUACAGUUGACGUGAACAUGAAGAGCCCUGGGGGCCCUGUUUUGGCAGGCCAGGUGACCAUAUAUAGCUGCAAGUACAGUGUUCUCUGCCGGAGCAUUGUGAUCGAUAGCAUGAGCCGCAUUGCUGUGUAUGAGCUAUUGGCAGAUGCAGACCUUCAGCUCAAGGUGCACAUGGCCCGAUUCCUUCUGCAUCAGAUUUGUCUCAUACCCAUUGAAGAAUUCUCAGCUGAAUACUUGAGGCCUCAAGUCCACUGUAUUGCCAGCUACGGGCCAUUGGUUAAUCAAAGUGCCACCUGUGUCUCCCUGACUCAUGAGACUCCUCCCACAGCGUUAAUUUUGGAUGUCCCCAGUGGGAGACCAUUUUCUCUCCUGCCCCAGGAGAAUUCUCCUUCUGCAAAUGUCAUACCUGGAAUUACCUUACAGGCCCCACAGAGCCAAGUGACCCUGAGAGGACUCGUACCACACCUGGGCCGCUAUGUUUUUGUCAUCCAUUUUUAUCAAGCAGCGCACCCAACGUUUCCCGUCCAGGUGUUUGUGGAUGGAGGGCGGCUGUGGUCAGGUUCCUUCCGUGCCUCCUUUUGUCCCCAUGUGCUGGGCUGCCGGGAUCAAGUGAUCAGUGGAGGCCAGGUUGAGUUUGACAUCUCAGAGCCUGAGGUGGCUGUGACUGUGAAGGUUCCGGAAGGAAAGUCCUUAACAUUGGUCCGCGUUCUAGUGGUGCCUGCAGAGAAUUACGACUAUCAAAUACUUAACAAAAAAUCGGUGGACAAGUCCUUUGAGUUUAUCACCAAUUGUGGAGGAAACAGUUUUUAUAUUGAUCCCCAGACAGCCUCCAGAUUCUGUAAGAAUUCUGCCAGGUCCUUGGUGGCCUUUUACCAUAAUGGCGCUCUGCCUUGUGAAUGUGACCCUGCUGGGGCCAUCAGCCACCACUGCAAUCCUGAGGGCGGGCAGUGCCCGUGCAGGCCCAACAUCAUCGGGCGGCAGUGUACCCGCUGUGCAACUGGCCACUAUGGAUUCCCACAAUGCAAGCAGUGCAACUGUGGCAGGCGGCUUUGUGAAGAGGUGACCGGGCAGUGCCUCUGCCCUCCCCGCACUGUCAGACCCCAGUGUGAGGCCUGCGAGCUGCAUUCCUUCAGCUUCCACCCCCUAGCCGGUUGCCAAGGCUGCAACUGCUCUAAGAGGGGCAUCAUUGGGGCUGCUGCCCCAGAUUGCGAUAAGGACAGUGGACAAUGCAGGUGCAAGCCCAGGAUCACCGGGCGGCAGUGUGACCAGUGUACUUCUGGGUUCUACCAUUUUCCUGAGUGUGUUCCCUGCAAUUGCAACAGAGAUGGGACUGAGCCAGGAGUGUGUGACCCGGGGACUGGGGCUUGCCUCUGCAAGGCAAAUGUGGAAGGUACAGAAUGUAACAUGUGUCGAGAAGGAUUCUUCUAUCUGGAUCCAGCCAAUCCCAAGGGUUGCACCACCUGCUUCUGUUUUGGAGUGACCAGUAGUUGUCACAGUACACAUAAGCAAAGAGCUAAGUUUGUGGAUAUGAUGGGAUGGCACCUGGAGACAGCAGAUCGAGUGGAUGUCCCUGUUUCAUUCAACCCAGGUAGCAACAGUGUCGUGGCAGAUCUCCAGGAGCUUCCCUCAACAGUGCACAGUGCAUCUUGGAUCGCGCCUCCAUCUUACCUGGGGGACAAGGUUUCUUCAUAUGGUGGCUUCCUCACUUAUCAAGUCAAGUCAUUUGGCUUACCUGGUGACAUGGUUCUUCUGGAAAAAAAGCCAGAUGUGCAGCUCACUGGUCAGCACAUGUCCAUCAUCCAUGAGGAGUCAAGUGACCCCCGGCCAGAUCGACUGUAUCAUGGGAGAGUGCAGAUGGUUGAGGGAAACUUCAGACACGCCAGCAGCAGAGCCCCAGUGUCCAGGGAAGAGCUGAUGACGGUCCUGUCUAGACUCCAGGGGCUGCACAUCCGGGGCCUCCACUUCACCGAGACACAGAGGCUCACACUGGGUGAGGUGGGGCUGGAGGAGGCCUCCGACACAGGAAGUGGACGCAGAGCACACGAAGUGGAGAUGUGUACCUGUCCCCCUGACUAUAUGGGUGACUCAUGUCAGGGUUGUAGCCCUGGAUACUAUCGGGAUAACAAAGGCUCGCUUACCGGACGAUGUGUUCCCUGCAAUUGCAACGGACAUUCAAAUCGAUGCCAGGAUGGCUCCGGCAUAUGUAUUAACUGUCAGCAUAACACGGCUGGAGAUCACUGUGAACGCUGCAAGGAGGGUCACUAUGGGAACGCUGUCCAUGGAUCCUGUAGGGUCUGCCCGUGUCCUCAUACCAACAGUUUUGCCACUGGCUGUGUCGUGAGCGGGGCCAACGUGAGGUGCGCCUGCAAACCCGGCUACGCAGGAGCACAGUGCGAGAGAUGUGCACCAGGAUAUUUUGGGAAUCCCCAGAAGUUUGGAGGUAACUGCCGACCAUGCAAUUGUAACAGCAAUGGCCAGUUACAUUCUUGUGACCCCCUAACUGGAGACUGCCUCAACCAAGAACCCAAAGAUAGUGGCCCUGCAGAAGAAUGUGAUGAUUGUGACAGCUGUGUUAUGACGCUCCUGAAUGACCUGGCCACCAUGGGUGAGGAGCUCCGUCUGGCCAAGUCUCAGCUACAAGGCCUGAGUGCCAGUGCCAGCACCCUGGAGCAGAUUCGGCUCGUGGAGACCCAAGCCAAGGACCUGAGGAAUCAGUUGCUCAACUAUCGUUCUACUGUUUCAAAUCAUGGAUCAAAAAUGGAUGCCCUGGAAAAAGAGCUGAGUAACUUGAAUCCUGAAUUCGAAACUUUGCAAGAAAAGGCUCGAAUAAAUUCCAGGAAAGCACAAACAUUAUAUAACAAUGUUGAUCGGACGAUCCAAAGUGCAGAAGACCUGAACACAAAGAUUAAAAAUGUCAUCCGGAAUGUGCACAUUCUCCUCAAGCAGAUCUCUGGGACAGGUGGAGAUGGAAACCACUUGCCUUUGGGCGACUUCUCCAGAGAGUUGGCAGAAGCCCAUCGCAUGAUGAGGGAACUGCGGGACCGAAACUUUGCAAAGCACCUGAGAGAGGCAGAAGCUGAAAAAAGAGCCGCCCAGCUCUUGUUGGACCAGAAAAGGCAGCAAGCCCUGAAGCUGGAGAACAAUGGACUUAUAAAGAACAUACAGAAUUCUUUAAGUGAUUAUGAAGCCAAACUCCAUGACCUGCGUGCUGUGCUACAGGAGGCAGCCGCCCAGACAAAGCAGGCCACUGAUCUCAACCAAGACAAUGAGCGAGCUUUGGGAACCUUUAAGAAUCAAGUAAAAGAAAUUGAUUUGCUGAAGAGUGAUUUCACAAAGCUCCUGUCUACUGCAGACUCUUCCUUGCUUCAGACCAACACUGUACUACAGCAGAUGGACAAAAAACAGAAGGAAUAUGAAAAAUUAGUUUCUACUUUAAAUGCAAGAAGACAGGAACUAAGUGACAAAGUGAGAGAACUCUCCAGAUCAGCGAGCAAGACAUCCCUGGUAGUGCAGGCAGAAAAGCAUGCACAGUCUUUACAAGAACUGGCCAAGCAGCUGGAAGAGAUCAAAAGAAAUGCCAGUGGGGAUGAGCUGGUACGCCGUGCUGUGGAUGCUGCCACCGCCUACGAGAACAUCCUCAAUGCCAUCAAUGCAGCAGAGGAUGCUGCAAACAAGGCCACCAGUGCCUCUGAGUCAGCCCUCCAGACAGUGAUAAAGGAAAAUCUUCCCGGAAAAGCUAAGACCCUGAGUUCUGACAGUGAUAAGCUGCUGCACAAAGCCAAGUUAACACAGAAAGAGCUGCAGCAAGAAAUCAAUCCAGCUCUCAACAACCUACAGCAAACCCUGAAUGUGGUGACAGUUCAGAAAAAACUGAUAGACACCAAUCUCACUACUGUCCGUGACGACCUUCGUGGGAUACAGAGAGGUGACAUCGAUGACAUGAUUAGCGGUGCAAAGGGCCUGGUCAGAAAGGCUGACGACAUCACAAGUGAGGUUCUGGAUGGGCUUAACCCCAUUCAGACAGACUUGGAAAGAAUUAAGGAUACUUAUGGGAGCACACAGAGUGCAGACUUCAACCAGGCUCUGAGUGAUGCACAUAACUCAGUAAAGAAAUUAACUAAGAAACUUCCAGAUCUUUUGAGCAAGAUUGAAAGUAUCAACCAACAACUGUUACCCUUGGGAAACAUCUCUGACAAUAUGGACCGAAUUCGGGAACUAAUUCAGCAGGCCAGAGAUGCUGCAAAUAAGGUCGCAGUCCCCAUGAGAUUCAAUGGUAAAUCUGGCGUUGAAGUCCGACUUCCAAAUGACCUGGAAGAUUUGAAAGGAUACACAUCUCUCUCUUUGUUUCUUCAAAGACCUGACUCAAGAGAAAAUGGGGGGACUGAGAAUAUGUUUGUGAUGUACCUCGGAAAUAAAGAUAAGGAGGAAAGAUACGUACAUAGCUGACAUGGCAAAAUAGAGGUAUCGUAGAAGAAACAGCCACAAAGUUUAAGAGGGUAU
This is a messenger RNA of Ictidomys tridecemlineatus (thirteen-lined ground squirrel), 7912 nucleotides long. It is a transcript of the gene Lama3, whose product is annotated as laminin subunit alpha 3. Lineage: Eukaryota; Metazoa; Chordata; Mammalia; Rodentia; Sciuridae. Gene Ontology annotation, cellular component: basement membrane. Gene Ontology annotation, biological process: axon guidance; tissue development; regulation of embryonic development. The record is from RefSeq and is a predicted model, not a curated record. Gene Ontology annotation, molecular function: signaling receptor binding; extracellular matrix structural constituent.